Molecule: messenger RNA, 2340 nt
Organism: Dufourea novaeangliae
Lineage: Eukaryota; Metazoa; Arthropoda; Insecta; Hymenoptera; Halictidae
Gene: fdl
Product: probable beta-hexosaminidase fdl
Exons: 6
Coding region: 114-2000 (628 amino acids)
Biological process (GO): carbohydrate metabolic process; glycosaminoglycan metabolic process; ganglioside catabolic process
Cellular component (GO): membrane
Molecular function (GO): beta-N-acetylhexosaminidase activity
Source: RefSeq, a predicted model, not a curated record
GCGCGGAUCGAAUCAAUCGCCGGACGGGUACAUGGAACUUUCCUCGGGCACACAGGGCUACGCGGAACUAGCUAGCGAACGAGCGGUCCUGCUGCAAGGUUAGACUCGCCAGGAUGAUGGGUAGCGUUCCCAGCGGAUGGAUGAGGAAGAUUCUCCUCUUCCUGGUCCUGAUGACUGGGGUCCUGCUCAUCGCCAUGUACGCACACGCGCCACCCCUUGUCUCUCUCCAGCCGUUCUCGUCUCGCCGGACAUUUCAGAGCCCCUGGUCCUGGGCAUGCGUGGCCGGCCGAUGUGAGAGGCGAGCAGUGAGAUCGUCGCGUACCUCUCUGGCGAGUUGCAUCGCACUUUGCGGUGGCAACAGUCGUCUGCUUUGGCCCAGACCAACUGGAAACGUCCUUCUGGGCGAGGACAGCGUUGUAAUACACUAUCAGCAGAUUGAGUUCGUUACCGUGAACACCAGCGAUCAGGAAACCAAGAACCUCUUGGAACACGCCAAGGAUGUCUUCAUCGGAAACGUCAGGAGUCUAGUGAAAGUCGCGAACGCAAAAAGUCGAUCGGGCGUGGAUAGUUUCGUAAUAUACCUCAGCGCCGGAUAUGGCCGACCAAUCGGACCCAAUCUGGAGACGGAUGAAUCCUAUACCCUCGAGCUGAUACCAAAAGGAAAGGUUCUGGAGGCUCGUAUCACCGCGAAAAGCUACUUCGGCGCUAGACAUGGUCUGGAGACUCUUGGACAGAUGAUCUGGUGGGACGAGACCGCAGGAAGGGAGGGUGCUUUGAGGGUGUUGACGCGUGCCACUGUCGAGGACAAACCAACGUUUCCUUACCGGGGUCUGCUGGUCGACACCGGAAGACAAUUCUUCCCGAUCGAACGGCUGAAGAGGGUCAUCGACGGUAUGGCAGCCUCGAAGUUGAACACCUUCCAUUGGCACCUGACGGACUCGCAGAGCUUCCCUUUCGACUCUGCCCAGUUCCCCGAGAUGGCCAGAUGGGGCGCGUACAGCGGGAAUCAGAUCUACACGCCCGACGACGUCAAGGAUCUCGCGGAUUACGCUAGGAUCAGGGGCGUCAGGGUGCUCGUGGAGAUCGAUUCGCCUGCCCACGCUGGCGCCGGAUGGCAAUGGGGGACAGAGUAUGGGUACGGCGAGCUGGCACUGUGCGUUGAUCAGCAGCCAUGGUCGUCGUAUUGCGGCGAGCCGAAUUGCGGUCAGUUGAAUCCCAUCAACGAGCACUCCUACAGAAUACUGGAGGGGCUGUACAGGGAGCUGUUGGAUCUGACGGAGAUCCGUGACAUCGUGCAUCUAGGCGGCGACGAGGUCAAUCUCGACUGUUGGGCGCAAUACGGCAACAUUACCGCAGCGAUGCAGGCGCAGAACAUGACCGAUCAUCACGCGAUGUGGGCCGAGUUCGAGACGAAGAUGCUACAAAGGCUGGUCAAGGCAAACCGCGACGAGAUGCCGAGAGCUGUGAUCCUGUGGAGCUCACCGUUGACCAAGAGGCCUUACAUAACCAUGUACUUCGAUCCGAAGAUCCACGUGAUUCAGUCCUGGGGCGGUAGCAACUGGCCCGAGACUCCAGACCUGCUGGAAGACGGAUUCCGUGUGAUCGUGUCGCACGUGGAUGCCUGGUAUCUGGACUGCGGGUUCGGUAGAUGGAGGGAAACGGGGGAGGCAGCUUGCGGCGAGUACCGUACCUGGCAGACAGUCUACAAUCACCGACCAUGGAGGGAUUAUCCUCAGCAACACCUGAACUUAGUCCUUGGCGGGGAGGCUGCGAUCUGGAGCGAGCAGACCGGCGAUGCUUCUCUAGGACCUCGACUAUGGCCUAGGGCGUCAGCUCUCGCUGAACGAUUAUGGAGCGACCUGCCAACCAAUGGCUACUCGACGGACGAGAGUGUGUACACAAGGCUAGCCGCCCAUAUGGAACUACUCACCAGUCGGGGCUUGAAGAUAGAAGCGAUGUGGCCUCAAUGGUGUUCCCAGAAUCCCGGGAAAUGUCUCUGACCGUUCCUCAGCCCGAAUCUGGUCAUCGAGUUCAGUUGGAAUCGUACGCGUGGCUGUGAUGGUUGCGUUGCCGGGUUACGUUGCAAGAAACGAUUAUUAUUGCCACCUUUCGAUCAGUCGACGCAAUUGUCUGCCGAGUUCAUGACACGUAGUAACAACCCCGAUGAAGGGACCUUGUCAGGCGUCACGAUCGUGACGCGAUUCAGUCCAUUAGAAUCGAUCAUUAUCCGAUAACGGGUCUCGUAACUCCAAAGUAAGAAGUAAUCGUUCGUGUAAUGGUAGAGUUUGCAGCAGGGAAUAAUGUCGAUCCGUCGAACGCUGAUUACGUGGGAAACGUAAG